CAAACAUGUCUCUAAAUCCUCCCAUCUAAAUAUCCCUCUUUCCAAUUGCCAUGCCGCCAAUCUUUUCAUUCCCUUCAAUGUCUAAACACGACCCAACAGAAACCCCCCAAAAAUUCAAUCCUUGAUUAACUCUGUCUCCUCCUCCUUUUUCAGUUCUCAUAUAUUUCUUGCGAUUUUUUGUUUCUCUUCGUGUCUUCCCUUGUGAUUCUAUUAUACAAUAAUUGAUAACUUGUUUUUGGUUUGAUUUUGUUGUUUUUUUUUUUGGUCUAUUUUGUAUCUAUUUUUCUUUUCUGGUUCCUGAUCUCCAAUUUAUUUUUGUAUCACCAUUCGAUAAUUCCGACUCGAGUCCAAACAGUUACCGGGUUUCGGAGGUCGAUUUUUGUGAAGGAUGCUGUUGAGAUGAUGAUGAAUCAAGGAGGAAAUACACAGACGGUAGCUACGGUGGACCCGAAAUCCAUCGAGAAUCGAUAUGUUGUCGACGCAAACCAAGUCCAGACAUCUUCAUAUCUUCCCUUGGCAACUGGGUCUGAUGUUGCUUCAUGGACCAUGAAUAGGGUAGAUAGUCGCCCGAUAGAAAAUGGAAAUGUUUCAAACUCAAGUUAUCACCAUGAACACUAUACUGAACCGACCACGAGAGCUCCUCAAGAUGGAGUUAAUGCAACAUCCUUUGCUAGCACGCCAUCUUUAGGAACAGCAAAUGUGGCACAAGAUUACAGUGGCUAUGCAUCAUAUCCAAGUUCUACUGAUCCGUAUGGCUACGGAAGCACAGGAUACCCAGGUUACUAUAAUGGCUAUCAGCAGCAGCAACCUAACCAUUCAUAUCCUCAGCCCGUAGGAGCAUAUCAAAAUACAGGUGCUCCUUAUCAGCCUCUUUCCUCAUUUCAGAAUGCAGGGUCUUAUGCUGGGCCUGCAAGUUAUUCAAGCACUUACUACAAUCCUGGUGAUUAUCAGACUGCUGGAGGUUACCCGAGUAGCGGUUACAGUAAUCAAACUAGUUCGUGGAAUGAAGGAAAUUAUGCAAAUUAUACCGGACAUCCAUAUUCAAAUUACCCAACAGACACAACUGCUGCUUACAGUUCUAGUACUGUGACAGCUCCAUCACUGCAUUAUCAACAAAGCUACAAGCAAUGGGCGGAUUAUUAUAGUCAAACAGAAGUUAGUUGUGCCCCCGGGACAGAAAACUUUUCUGUUGCCAGUACUUCUAAUCAGGUUUGUCCUGUAGCUGGUGCUACUGGUGGCAUUUCAUCUUCAAACAGUCAAAAUGUCCCAUCUUUCAUUCAUUCAUGGAGGCCGGAUUCAACUUCAUCCCAAAUGCCUUCGUCGCAGCCGGGUGCAACUGUUAGCAGUGCUCAUGAUAACUACUGGAAACAUAGUGCUCCAAGUUAUCAAAAUCACCAUCCUAGUCCUAUACAACCACAUUACCAAAAGCCUUUGGAUCAGAAAACUUCUUAUGAUAACUUUCAGGAACAGCAGCAAGCUGCAUUGCCUCAAGGACCAAAUUCUCAUAGUUCUGUAGUACAUCAGGUAUCCCAGAAUUAUCAACAGCCUGUUCAAACAGUUUCAUCAUUAGAUACACGAAGAGCAAGCAAACUGCAGAUUCCAACAAAUCCUAGAAUUGCUUCGCAUUUGCCUGUGGGUUUGCCAAAAUCCGAAAAGGAUAGCACUCCACCUGUUGCAACAGCGAAACCUGCAUAUAUCAGUGUUUCGUUGCCAAAACCUACUGACCAUACAGCAGAUUCCAUCCUUAAGCCCGGUAUGUUCCCUAAAUCACUGAGAGGGUAUGUUGAGAGAGCCUUGGCUCGAUGUAAAGAUGACAGACAAAAAGCAGGAUGUCAGGCUGCCUUGAAGGAGAUAAUUACCAAGGCAACUGCAGACAAUACAUUACACACCCGAGACUGGGAUAUUGAGCCUCUCUUUCCAUUACUUAAUGUUGAGUCAGUCCAUGAUGAUAUGCAGAGUUCAACCCCUGUUUCUGCAUUAUCGAAGUUCAAGAAAAGUCCUAGUAGACGAUCCAAGAGUAGGUGGGAACCUCUACCAGAGGAAAAAUCUAUUGAUAAAUUGCCUCCAGUUGGUAGCAAUACAGCAAAGUUUAGCGGCUGGCUUCAUCUCAAUGAAAAGGACAGAAAGCCUCUAGCAAAUUCAGAGGGAAAGAUGAACAGUUUGAGUACUUUGCAAUCUCCUUUAUCAGAGCAGAAACCUGCAAAUAAGAAUGUUCAGCGGCCAGUUAAGAGACAGCGUGUGACUAAUGGUCUAAAUGCUACUGAUAAUGCUGAUGCAUCAAGUGAUAGUGAUAAGGAGCAAAGUUUAACAGCAUAUUAUUCUGGUGCAAUGGCACUUGCUAAUUCACCAGAGGAAAAAAAGAGACGAGAAAAUCGCUCAAAACGUUUUGAAAAAGGUCAGGGGCAUCGAGCAGAAAGUAAUGUCUUCAAAACAAAGAAUGCUAGGGCUGGAAACGUGUAUGUGAGAAGGGCAAGUGCCUUGGUGCUUAGCAAAAACUUUGACAAUUGUGGCAGUCAGGCUGUUGAGGACAUUGAUUGGGAUGCAUUAACUGUUAAGGGAACCUGUCAGGAACUUGAGAAACGUUAUCUGCGUCUUACUUCUGCUCCUGAUCCUUCCUCCGUAAGGCGUGAGGAAGUUCUGGAAAAAGCUCUGCUUAUGGUCCAAAAUUCUCAGAAGAAUUAUCUUUACAAAUGUGAUCAGCUGAAGUCUAUUCGCCAAGAUCUAACAGUACAACGAAUACAUAACCAGCUAACAGUUAAGGUUUAUGAAACUCAUGCUCGAUUGGCCCUUGAAGCUGGGGACUUGCCGGAGUAUAAUCAGUGCCAGUCACAGUUGAAAAGCCUUUAUGCUGAAGGUAUUGAGGGAUGCCGCAGGGAGUUCUCUGCUUACAACUUACUUUGUGUCAUUUUGCACUCUAAUAAUAAUAGAGAUCUCUCUUCAUCAAUGGCAGGGUUAUCUAAAGAAGCAAAAAAGAAUGAAGUCAUUAAACAUGCACUUGCAGUUCGUAGUGCUGUCACUUCAGGAAAUUAUGUGAUGUUCUUCAGACUAUACAAGACAGCUCCAAACUUGAGUAGUUGCCUUAUGGAUCUUUAUGUUGAAAAGAUGCGUUAUAAGGCUUUAAAUUGCAUGUCUAGGUCUUAUCGUCCUACGCUAUCGGUUUCAUAUAUUGCACAAGUUCUGGGCUUCACAGAGGGCACACCUUCAAAGGAAGGAAAGGAUGAGAAGGACUUGGAUGGAUUUGAGGAGUGUGUGGAAUGGUUAAAGGCACAUGGUGCAUGCCUUAUUGCAGAUAACAAUGGAGAUAUGCAGCUUGAUGCAAAGACUUCUUCUUCUAGUCUCUGCAUGCCAGAGCCCGAAGAUGCUGUAGCCCAUGGAGAUGCCAAUCUUGCGGUUAAUGAUUUUUUUACAAGAACAUCAUCAUAGCCAUUUUGUCUGUUGUACUUUAGCUACUGUAUCUGAAACUGAAAGCAUUAGAAAGAAGAAAAUGGAAACUUGUUCCAUUUCCAUAGAUCUGAUGUACAACAAUGAAGAGAAACAUAUUUUCUGGACUGACCGAGAAUUUGGAGGAAGAUUGAAUCUGCUGGCGUGGGUUGUGUAUCGCCUUAGGGAGGGUAGCUUGCAGGUGUACAAAAAUUAAACCAGGAAACAAACGCUGUUCGUGGGAUGGUGUAGAGGAGCCCCAAGCUAAAAGCAUUGCUAUGUUUAGAUUUAUAGUUUACUUUUUUUAGAGAAUCUUGAACACCAUUGAUUCUUUUUGGUGAAGACGGAACAUAAAUGUACUUGAUCAGGAAAAGGAAAUAAGCAAAAUUAACUUUAGAUGCUUGA
Messenger RNA from Carica papaya (papaya), 3825 nucleotides. It is a transcript of the gene SAC3A, whose product is annotated as SAC3/GANP/Nin1/mts3/eIF-3 p25 family. Gene Ontology annotation, cellular component: nucleus. NCBI's taxonomy places the organism in Eukaryota, Viridiplantae, Streptophyta, Magnoliopsida, Brassicales, Caricaceae. The record is from RefSeq and is a predicted model, not a curated record.